Messenger RNA from Solanum lycopersicum (tomato), 2284 nucleotides. RefSeq names its product multicystatin. Gene Ontology annotation, molecular function: cysteine-type endopeptidase inhibitor activity. The record is from RefSeq and is a predicted model, not a curated record. Lineage: Eukaryota; Viridiplantae; Streptophyta; Magnoliopsida; Solanales; Solanaceae.
UUCUUCUCAUCACAAAAAUAAUAUAUCCUUCUUCUUAUAACACAAUUAAUUAUUGGCAGUGAUGGCAAACGUAGGAGGCCUUGUCGAUGUUCCAUUCCAAAACAAAGUCGAGUUUGAUGAUCUUGCUCGUUUUGCUGUCAAAGAUUAUAAUCAGAAAAAUGGUUCUAGUUUGGAGUUUGAAAAAGUUUUGAAGGUGAAGAAACAAAUAGUUGCUGGAAUAAUGUACUAUAUAACAUUUGAGGGCACUGAAGGUGGAAAGAAGAAAGAAUAUGAAGCAAAGAUUUGGGUGAAGGAAUCGGAGAACUUCAAGAAAGUUGUAGGGUUCAAGCUUGUAGGUGAUGAUCGUACAAAGCCUGGGGGCAUUAUCAACGUUCCAAACCCAAAUAGCAACGAGUUUCAAGAGCUUGCUCGUUUUGCUGUUCAGGAUUAUAAUGAAAAACAGAAAACUCAUUUGGAGUUUGUGGAAAAUUUGAAUGUUAAAGAGCAAGUUGUUGCUGGAAUGAUGUACUAUAUAACACUUGCUGCAACUGAUGCUGGAAUAAAGAAAAUAUAUGAAGCUAAGAUUUGGGUGAAGGAAUGGGAGAACUUCAAAAAAGUUGUAGAAUUCAAGCUCAGUGGUGAUGAUAUUACAAAGCCUGGGGGCAUCAUUAGUGUUCCAUUUCCAAACAAGCCCGAGUUUCAAAAGCUUGCUCGUUUUGCUAUUCAGGAUUAUAAUGAAAAAGAGAAGGCUCAUUUGGAGUUUGUAGAAAACUUGAAUGUGAAAGAACAAGUUGUUGCUGGAAUGAUGUACUAUAUAACACUUGCGGCAACAGAUGCUGGAAAGAAGAAAAUAUAUGAAACUAAGAUUUGGGUGAAGGAAUGGGAAGAUUUCAAAAAAGUGGUAGAAUUCAAACUGGUUGGUGAUAAUAGUGCAAAAGUUGGGGGCAUUAUCGAUGUUCCAAACCCAAAUAACCCCGAGUUCCAAGAUCUUGCUCGUUUUGCUGUUAAUGAUUAUAAUAAGUCACAGAAUGCCCAUUUGGAGUUUGUAGAAGUUUUGAAUGUGAAAGAACAAGUUGUUUCUGGAAUGAUGUACUAUAUAACACUUGUGGCAACUGAUGAUGGAAAUAAAAAAGAUUAUGAAGCCAAGAUUUGGGUGAAGGAAUGGGAGGACUUCAAGAAAGUUAUAAGCUUCAAGCUUGUUGGUAAGGAUAGUGCAAUAAUUGGGGGCUUUACCGAUGUUCCAUUCCCAAACAAACGCGAGUUCCAAGAUCUUACACGUUUUGCUAUUCAGGAUUAUAAUAAGAAAGAGAAUGCCCAUUUGGAGUUUGUAGAAAAUCUGAAUGUGAAAAAACAAGUUGUUGCUGGAAUGUUGUACUAUAUAACAUUUGCAGCAACUGAUGCUGGAAAGAAAAACAUAUAUGAAACAAAGAUUUGGGUGAAGGAAUGGGAAGACUUCAAAAAAGUUGUAGAGUUCAAGCUUGUUGGUGAUGAUGGUGCAAAGCUUGGGGGGAUUAUCAAUGUUCCAUUCCCAAACAGCCCCGAGUUUCAAGAUCUUGCUCGUUUUGCGGUUCAGGAUUAUAAUAAUAAAGAGAAGGCUCAUUUGGAGUUUGUAGAAGUUUUGAAUGUGAAGGAACAAGUUGUUGCUGGAAUGAUGUACUAUAUAACACUUGCGGUAACUGAUGCUGGAAAGAAGAAAAUAUAUGAAGCUAACAUUUGGGUGAAAGAAUGGGAGCACUUCAUAAAAGUUGUGGAAUUUAAGCCUGUUAGUGAUGAUAGUGUAAAAACUGGAGACAUUGUCGAUGUUCCAGAUCCAAACAUCCCCCCACUUCAAGAUCUUGCUCGUUUUGCUGUGCAGGAUUAUAAUAAGGCACAGAAUGCUCAUUUAGAGUAUGUAGAAAACUUGAAUGUGAAAGAACAACUUGUUGCUGGAACGUUAUACUACAUAACACUUGUGGCAACUGAUGCUGGAAAGAAGAAAAUAUACGAAACUAAGAUUUGGGUGAAGGAAUGGGAGGACUUCAAAAAAGUUGUAGAAUUCAAGCUUGUUGGUGAUGAUAGUCCAAAUCCUGGGGGCAUUACCAAUGUUCCAUUCCCAAACCUCCCCGAGUUCAAAGAUCUUGCUCGUUUUGCUGUUCAAGAUUAUAAUAAGAAAGAGAAUGCUCAUUUGGAGUUUGUAGAAAAUUUGAAUGUGAAGGAACAAGUUGUUGCUGGAAUAAUAUACUAUAUAACACUUGUGGCAACUGAUGCUGGAAAGAAGAAAAUAUAUGAGACCAAGAUUUUGGUGAAGGGAUGGGAGAAUUUCAAG